AUGGAACAGAAAAAGAUCUCUGAUAGUAUAAAUAUAGCUCUUAAAAAAAUACAUGGGCAGUUAGUCACUGCAUCACAAGUAAAAUCAAACAGUCAAGAUUUUCAAAAUCUUCUUUUGCAAGAUCAAGCAUAUUUGUUUUUACAACAAAUUCCUGGCUCACCUCCUUACUGGCAAAAAUUCAUGUAUGAAGUGGUGGCAAUGGUUAAACAACUGGGAAUACCAACAUGGUUUAUGACGCUUUCAUGUGCAGACUUAAGAUGACUUCAGAUAAUUGCAAAAACGAAAGGAAACAACAUGACAGAUGAAGAAGUGGAUGCCUUGUCCUAUCAUGAGCGAUGCUCAAUGUUAAAUUUAAAUCCAGUUAUGGUAGCUAAACAUUUCCAGUAUCGAGUCAAAACAUUGUUCGAGAGAGAGAUGAUUUGUCGAGAGAUCUUUUGCUUACAAAUGCAAAUCCAAUUGGCAAUAUAGUAUAUUAUGCACUCCGUAUUGAAUUUCAAAUGAGAGGUUCACCACAAUUGCAUGCCUUAAUAUGGACAUCUGAUUGUCCAGAGUUAGCGAAUGAUACAAAAGACGCAUACAUAGAUUACAUUCACCAACAUGUGCAAGCAUACCUCCCAGACAAAGAAACAGAUCCUUAACUUUUUGACUUGGUGAAAACAUACCAGACACAUGAUCACAGUAAAACCUGUAGAAAGUAUAAGAACGUUUCAUGUACAUUUAGUUUUGGACAGUUUUUUACUGACAAAACAAUUGUUGCUGAACCUUUGGCAGAAGAUAUGGAUGAGGAGAUUAAAUCCAAUAUUCUGACCAGACGAAAGGAAAUUUUGUCUAAAGUUAAACAAAAAAUUGAUGUUGUGCUAAACCCAAGCAAACCUACUAUCCAUUUGCAACUCCAACUGACAUCCUAAAUGAUAUAGAUAUUACAGAGCAAGACUAUCAAUGGGCUAUAUCAUUAUCUCCAGACUCUGACUAUGAAUUGCACCUCAAAAGACCAAUAAACAGUUGUUUUAUCAACAAUUACUUUAUUGCCGGGUUAAAAGGAUUUGCCGCAAAUGUCGACUUGCAACCAGUGUUUAAAAAUCAUUAUAAGUGUAUCACAUACGUUUGUUCUUACUUUAUAAAGGAUGAAACUGAAUGUUCUCAAGCCAUCAUAAAUGCAGCAAAGGAGGCUAAAGAAGCCAACGUAAAUGUCAGAGAUGGCUUAAGUCAAUAUGUGCAGCUUUUCUCUCGACUCGUGAAGUCAGUGCUCAAGAAUGCGUUUACAGGUGUAUGCCAGAACUCUGGUUAAGAAAAAUAUUCCCGAAAACUCUCUUUGUUAGCACAGAUUUUGCUGAAAAUCGCGUUAGAUUUGCGAAGAAACAACAAGAACUUGAUGAGUUAGAUGAUGAUAGUACCGACAUUUUUAAGUCUAACAUUAUUGUCCGUUACAGUGACAGACCGAAAAACAUUCCUGUCAUUAAAGAUAUGUGCUUAGCUUUAUUUGCUGCUCACUAUUUCAAAGAUUACAAAAGUGAUUUUAACGAAGUAUCUGAUUCUCAACCUGAAGUGUUAAACGAUGACUUCAUGGAAUCUCAAAAUAUCGAAAAUCAUAACACUGGACUUCCCGAUCGAAUAAAACUUGUAAACAGCAAAGAAAUUAUGAAGUGCCGAAGAAUUAAAGCUCAUUCGAUAUCACACUCCAAACGAAAGAAAAGAGCCUGAAAAAUAUUUUCACCACCUUCUCAUGUUGUAUUUUCCGUGACGUAAUGAUCAGAAACUCUUUGGCGAAGAUCAGACAUACAUAUCUAAGUUUUAUGAGCCAGAUGUUCAAGAAGUAGUAAAACGCAACAAAGAAAUAUUUGAGCCAGAUGGUGAUGCUAUUAAUAAAGCACUAGAAACUUUACGAAAGGAUGGUGUACCAACUCACUCCUACGAUCCAAUUAAUCAGCAGGAAAAUGAAUAUUUGCGACAAAGUUUACCUGACGAUUCUGAUGAAACCGAGUCUUUUAACGAGUCGUUGCCACAAAAUCUUGCAUCAAAUCCUGAAUCAGUUCAACCAUCUUCUGGAAUAAGUUCUUAUAAUCGACCCAUCAGUGACGACAAUCUACGAAAAACUGUAAGAUCAUUGAACAACAAACAACGUUAUGCAUAUGAGGUAGUUCUUUCCUGGCGUAGAAAUAAAAUGGCAAACCUAAACACCCUUAAACCUUCUCAAGUUGAUCCAAUACAUAUUGCAAGACAACCACAUUCCAAAAGUCCUAUUUAAAUAGAUGUACCAGAAUGUGGAAUGUACUGCCAAAGAACUUGACAGGCAAUAACACCAGCCUUAGUCAGUUAAAAAAUGGACUUUUCAUGUACUAUAAAGUAGCAUUACAAACUGUCUACGACGUGGAUGAUCCAAGAACAUGGAAAUCAAUAUGUUUGUCCUGUAACAAGUCCCGUAAUCUGUCCUGUGAAGUAUCGUGUUGUUAUUAGACAAUAGUUUAAUGUUUGUGAUGUCGUAUCUUAUAUGUAAGGGCCGCUGUAAUUGGCGUAAGCUGUAGCGUGUUCCCUGCCAUUGUCCAUAUAUGUUUUUUCUGUGUUUUAAUGUUUAUUGGCAAAGUUAAAUAAAUAAAUAUUUUUGUUAGUGGAGGUGCAGGGAAAUCACACGUAAUUAAAGCUAUAUAUCAUACUGUUACAAAAACAUUUAGACAUGCUCCAAUGAAUCCUGAAUUACUUUCUGUAUUGCUAAUGGCUCCAACUGGUGUAUCUGCCAUAAAUAUCAACGGAACAACCGUAAAACACUGCUCUAGCAAUUCCAAGAGAAUGUGGGAAUAAUGUACCUGCAAUGUCUGACCAGAGAAUAACACAAAUGAGAUUGUCUUUGGCUGAAUUGAAACUAAUCAUAAUUGAUGAAAUAUCAAUGGUCUCAAACAUGGGUCUGCUGUAUAUUCACCAGAGAUUGAAAGAAAUAUUUGUCACACCUAAUAGUGAACUUUUUGCAGGAAUCAGUCUACUUGUUUUUGGAGAUUUCUUUCAACUACCACCAAUUCGAAGCGCAACAACAUUUUCAAAUUAUAAGAAUGAUACGUUCAAUCUACACCAACCCUGGCAUGUCUUUAAAAUGGCAGAACUAACACAGAUCAUGAGACAAAAAGAUGACCUCGCCUUCACUCAACUAUUAAAUAGAGUUCGCAGCUCUUCACAUACAGACGAUGAUAUCAAGUGUAUUCAAUCUAGUACAAUAUCUCCGGAUGAUGAAAAUUAUCCAUUCGAUGCAUUGCAUAUCUUUGCAGAAAAUUCACUAGUAGAUGAGUACAAUAUUGAUCGGCUACAACAAAUUCAAUCACCACAGUACGUUUUAGAAGCUUUAGAUCAAUUCCCACCGCAUGUUAGAAAACAGGAUAUCGAUAGAGUGUUGUCUAAAGGAAGAUCCGAAACUGGAGGGCUUGACACUAAAAUCCUGAUCAAAGAAAAUGCAAGAGUUAUGCUCACAACCAAUGUGGAUAUUAGCGAUCGACUUAUUAAUGGCCAGUUAGGUACAGUAAUAAAAGUUUCUGGUGACAAUGUUAGUAAUAAACUCUCCACAAUUUUUGUUAAAUUUGAUGACAGUAACGCUGGAGUAUCUGCUAUACGAAAUUCGUCCAGUAGUUUUGCAAGAGAAAACAAUGUUGUUCCUAUCAAACCUGUUUUGGCGAGAAUGAAAGUCAGACACGUACAAGGAAAACCAUCAUCUCCUGAAAAUGCAAAGAUUACAAUUUCCUCUAACUCUCGCAUGGGCAUGCACUGUUCAUAAAGUACAAGAAUUAACUCUAGAUAACAUUGUCGUCAGUUUUGAUUUAAAAAAGCAAAGGUAUUUUAACUAUGGUCAGGUAUAUGUAGCACUUAGUCGAGCAACGUCCUUAAAUGGUCUACAUAUUUUAGGAACACUUGAAAGUAAACAUAUUCGAGCAAAUCCUAAAGUCCAGGAAGAAUACGAGAGAUUGCGUGAAACUUCGAGUCUCCACCCGCAUAUUACAACAGAUUUAUGUGACAUAGAAACUGUCUCAAUUUGUCUUUUAAAUAUUAGAUCACUUAAAAAACACAGUCAUGACCUAUGUAAUGACUCAGUCUUGUCCAAAUGUGAUGUGUUUGCCCUUACAGAAACUCAACUUUUAACCAGUUUACCAGUUGAGAUAAUGAAAUCAACUGAUAAUGAAACUGUGAUAAAAUUAUCGAAAUUUAUCUCUUUCUGUUUUGAGAAGAGAUCUAAAUGCCUUGAAACCAUGAAUGCUGACAGUCAACAGGUUAUUUAA
This is a messenger RNA of Paramuricea clavata, 4253 nucleotides long. The record is from the annotation of a GenBank genome assembly. Lineage: Eukaryota; Metazoa; Cnidaria; Anthozoa; Malacalcyonacea; Plexauridae.